Monosiga brevicollis MX1 is the source of this 803-nucleotide messenger RNA. RefSeq lists its product as uncharacterized. Gene Ontology annotation, biological process: protein depalmitoylation. Gene Ontology annotation, cellular component: cytoplasm. Gene Ontology annotation, molecular function: palmitoyl-(protein) hydrolase activity; carboxylic ester hydrolase activity. NCBI's taxonomy places the organism in Eukaryota, Choanoflagellata, Craspedida, Salpingoecidae. The record is from RefSeq and is a predicted model, not a curated record. The coding region runs from base 1 to 585 and encodes 194 amino acids. The transcript is spliced from 4 exons.
AUGGCUGCGCAGUCGUGGUCGUCACGUGGCGGGUUGAUUGUGCUCUUGAGCUGGUUCUUGGUGGCCAUUAUCAAGGUUGAGGCGGAAAGGGGAGCGUCAAGCUCAAAGGGCGACAUGUAUAGCCGCGUGGUGCCGCGUUUGCACGCUGGCGUGCGGGCUGAGGAGAUGCUGCGGGCGACCACGGCCAUUGCCGAGCCGCGCUCUGGCAAGCACCUCAGCUCGCUCCUGGUGCUGCACGGCCUGGGAGACUCGGCUGAUGGUUUCGGGGAUGUCGUGUCCAUUCUUGGUAGCAUGUUUCCCGAUACCAAGUUUGUGGUGCCCAGUGCGCCCGCGCAGCCCGUGACCGUCAAUGGGGGCAUGGUCAUGCCUUCAUGGUACGACAUCAGCAGCUUUGAUGACCGUACCACACAAGAGUGCGCCGGUCUGCUUCAGUCCAUCGAGUCGGUGCGCCACUUGGUCGAGGAGGAGUGUGCCAGCGUCGGCGACGACAAGGUGGCCAUCAUGGGCUUCUCUCAGGGUGGUGUCGGAAGCAGCCAAGGAGGUGCCCGUGCGGUUUCACCACGGUACUAUGGAUGCCGUCGUUGAUGUGCCCUGGGCCGAAGCCGCAAAGAAGGCCAUUGAAGAGCAAGGCGUGACCAACACCGAUUUCACGCCGUAUCCUGGCAUGGGCCACAGCCUAUCGCAGGACGAGCUGCAGAACAUUGUCCACUUUCUCCGCGAGCGCUUGUAGGCCUGUCAGCUCUGGAUACCUUGCGAGUGGGUCAGACCUUUGCUUUCUUUUCUUAAUUGGAGUUGUGCAUAAC